Messenger RNA from Passer domesticus (house sparrow), 2932 nucleotides. RefSeq lists its product as uncharacterized. Gene Ontology annotation, cellular component: cytoplasm. Lineage: Eukaryota; Metazoa; Chordata; Aves; Passeriformes; Passeridae. The transcript is spliced from 14 exons. The record is from RefSeq and is a predicted model, not a curated record. The coding region runs from base 250 to 2667 and encodes 805 amino acids.
CGGAGCAGGCGUCGGGACAGGACGGGACAGAGCGGUGCUGUGAGGAGCCCCCGCACAGCGCACUCGUUCGUGUCCGACCCGGAGCUUUUCUGAGGCGUUGUUCCUGCAGGUGACCUUGCGGCAAGACUGCGGGACUUGGUGGCCCGUGGCCUUCCCGAGGUUUCUCUUUUGCAGGUGCCCUUGAGGACUUGUGGACUUGGAGUUUUCCCAAGCCAUCUCCAGAAGGUGCCCUUGAGGCAAGAUUCUGGAAUGGCGGGCAGAUUACUUAACCUCUUCAAGGUCUUCAGACCAAAAAAAAAGAAAGGCCCUGAAGCUGGCCCAGCACAACAGCCUGAAGAACCAGAGCAGUUCCAGACACGGCAGGAUGAUGCAUCCCUGGACGGGACACAAGUGCAGAAACCCGGCCGUGGCCGCUUCCGCAGAACCCUGAAGAUGUUCCGGAAGUUUCUGCAAGUUCAGCGCAGAGAGACCGGGACCAGUGCAGCUGAGGGCCCCGCCGAGCCUGACUCGGGGCUGACCGAGCUCCAGGCUCCAUGUCAGGAAGAACAUCAGGAAGAGCCUGAUGUCAGCCUGGGUUCAGCUGAGCACGCACAAGACUCUGACACCACAAUGAAUGAGGACAGAGCAAAAGCAGACAAGGCAGUGACUGAGGACGUGGCCAUCACAAAUGCCAACACUGGAGAGACUGAGGCCACUGCAAAUACUGAUAGCACGCCCACUCCGACUCUGAUUCAGGAAUUAGUACCAGAGUAUUUCAGGGACCCUUGUUUUUCUUCUCAGGAGACGCUAAGCAUCCUGGGGUCAGGCCUGGAGGCCUCCCAGGAUUUUAUGCCCCCUCAAGCCAUGGUCACUGGGGCCCCUCAGCCUUUGAGGCCAGCACAGUGUGGCGAGAAUGGAAGCUGGGGAAGUUGCUCCCUUGAAGAGCGCUCCAAGUUUCCCCCAAAUGUCCUCCAGGUGCCAGCCAUUGUUAUGAACAUCCACCAGACGCUGGCGUCCCAUGACACUGUGGCCGCCAGGCUGAAAAUUGACAUUGUGAGGCUGGCUGAAGAACACCCCGCAGACGUGGUGCUGACCCUCCUGCGCUGUGCCCCAACGUGUGACAGAGCUGCUGCAAUCAUGUGGAAAACCAUAGGGUCAUUGGGACCAGCAGUGAAGAAAGUGCUGCCAACACUGCUGUGUGUGAUGGAGGACUGGCCUGUGCACAGCGCAUCCACCUCCGAUGGGGAUGACACAGAUGUCUUUGCCCUGGCUGCAACUCUGGUGAUCUGGGUGAUUGUCCAGGUGCCUGAGUGCCACGAGGCCAUGAUCCUUCAUUCUUCCCGCCUGUUUGUGGCUCUGCUCUUCCAUAUUGUCAUCACCACACAGCAGAUGCCACCAGCGGAAGCUGGGCAUUUCUGGAAAGAAUGUCAAGAAGAACAUCGCCUUACCAUCAACCCCAGCAGGUUUGCAGUGCAGACCAUGAAGGCUCUACUCUACCAACUGCAGUGUGACAAUGUGGUGAUGGCUAUGGAGCGCAAGCGUGGCUGGGACACGCUGCUGCGUGCUCACACCCAGCACUAUGCCGUGGGUCUGCUGGCCAGAGAGAUGCGCCGUAACUUGGUCCCUUUGUGUUGUCGCAUCGCACUCCACUUGCUCCGGCAUCUCACUAAGCAGGACCCAUACUGGGAUCUGCCCUUCCUGGCAUUCCUUGUGGAGGUCCUCGAGUGCCUGGACUUGAGGGAAUGUGGUGGCAGUGUGCUGAAGGUCUUGUCAAGGUUCCUGUACAGCAAGUGCAGGGAGCAGCGUCGCCUGGCACUCAAAGGCCUCGUGGUGCUCAGCAAGAAUCCCUCAAUGGCCAGAAGAAUGGGCAGUCUGUCUCCAAGGCUUCUGGAGCUGCUGGAUGAUGCAGAUGGAGAGGUGGUCAGCAUGAGCCUCCGUGUUUUCACUAAUGUUCUCCAGCACAAAGAUAUCCUGGUAUCCAGCACCACUGCCCCACAGCUGGCUGAGGCACUCCUGCUGCUCUUUGACCAUGACAACAGCCAUAUCCAAUUGCUCUCCAUUCAACUCUUCCGUAAAGUGAUGGAACUGGUAGAGGAUGAGGGGAAAAAGCCCCUGAAGACAAUUGUGAACAAGAGCCUCUACACACUUUUAAUUUACUGUCAUGAUGAGAACUGGGACGUGGCGGAGGCCUCUCGGGAAACACUGCUUCGAGUGGCCGAGUUCCUGAAGAGAAGGGAUCUCGAACAGUUCCUGAAGAAGCAGCCGCCCUUGAAAGUCGAUGAGGGCCCGCUGGCAGAGGACACGAGCCGAGCGGCCGAGCACCAGCGCCGGGUCCUGCGCUGCCUGCAGAGCCUACAGGAGUCCCUGCGAGAGGCGGCCUUCAGGAUCAUGGGGAUGCCCGGGCGGCGCCUGAGGAGGCAGCAGGAAGAGCUCCAGCUCAUCUGGAAUGCCCUUCAAGCCCGGAGGCAAGGUGCCAGCCCAUCGUCCUCUAACCUGGAAAACCAAGCCCAAUUUCCCCAAACAGCUGGAGAAGUAGGGACAUCAUCUGGAUCCAGUGAACCAGUGUCCCAAGAACAGCACCAGGAGACACUGAAGAGGACAUCACCUCUCAGCACAGCUGGAGCUCCAGGCACAGCCGACGCUGGGCAAAGAUCUCCUGGCUUCAGCCCUCUCCCUGCCUGUAGCUAGCUCCCUCCCUCCCUGCCUCCCUCCCUGCCUCCUUCCCUCCAGCCCUCAGACAUUGCCCAUCCCCGUUUUUCUCUUCACUAUUCCUCCCUUUUCAUAGCUCUGCCCCACCAGCCCUCUAGCUAUCCAGGUCCUUUUCUUCCCUGCACUCUCCCUACCUGUUGAUGGCUCUGUCCCUCCAGCCCUCAGACACUGCCCAUCCCCACUUUCUCCCUUCCAGUUCAUCUCUUUGCUUCGCCUGCCAUUAAUAAACAGUUUGGCUUCUUCA